Messenger RNA from Magallana angulata, 1084 nucleotides. RefSeq lists its product as uncharacterized. The coding region runs from base 84 to 986 and encodes 300 amino acids. Gene Ontology annotation, molecular function: cysteine-type deubiquitinase activity. Gene Ontology annotation, biological process: protein deubiquitination. The transcript is spliced from 4 exons. Lineage: Eukaryota; Metazoa; Mollusca; Bivalvia; Ostreida; Ostreidae. The record is from RefSeq and is a predicted model, not a curated record.
UAGUAACUAGGAUUAACGUUUAUUUCUAAAACUCGAUAUAUUUUGCUAUAUUCGAUAUUUGUGAAAAGAUUCACAGUACAAAGAUGUCUCUGGUCAAUAUUGUGCAGAUGAUUGAGAAAAAAAAGCAAAUUGGAACACCUCAAUCAUACUGGGGAAGUAAAGACAAUCGUCAGAACGAGGUUGAGAAGUCGCUCGUAUUUAACAACUGUCUCACUAAAGCUGCAUUAGAAGUUUCACACGAGAAAGUAAAACAUUUGAAAACUGACCCAGAGGAUAAAAAUGAUUCUGUUGUUCGAAAGCAUGAUGACAUUUCAUCGAAAGAUCUUCAAGAGGAUAUGGACAUUAAUUCAAAUAAAGAUGAAUCCGAUGACGAAACUGAUGACACAGAUUACUUUGAUAGUGAGGAUGAAUAUUGGAGCAACCUUGGAAACAAAAAUAUAGAUGAUAACCCAACUAUAUGUCCAUACUGUAUUUCGUAUCACCUCCCUCGAAGUGUCAAUGAGACUAAAGGAUGUUACUAUGAAGAGGUAUACGAUCUGUCUCCAUGGUGUACACCAGCAAUAUUAAAGUUUGCAAAAGACAACGAUUUCGAAAUCAAGGACGUUUAUGGCGAUGGAAACUGUCUAUUUCGUGCUGUAGCAGAUCAAUUUAUGAUCAACGGGUGUCCUGGGCAUACCGAAGUGUCAUUACGUGAAACUGCUAUUGAACACCUAGAGAACAGUCCGUCAAAAUAUGGAGUUCACGUUUCGUCCUUUUUAUCAGGAGAAACAUGGGAAGAUUAUCUCAAAAGAAUGAAAAAGCCAGGAGAAUGGGGCGAUCAUAUUAUUCUUCAAGCUUUGGCUGACGUAUUUUUACUGCACAUUUCUGUCUAUAGUUUUAUAAAGGAAGACAUUAGACGAACCGAUAUUACCACUGAACAAAUCCUUCCUGUGACGUCAAGAUUCUGUAUUGCACUAGGGCAUAAUCUCAGAUAUUUAGAAUGUUAGUGACGAAUACGGAACAAAACCUUGGAGAAAGAACAAAACAUAUGGACAGAAAGUUUACAAUUAUGACGCAAGGCAAUUUCCCGGAAUCUCAUUUGGCC